CCAUGGAUCUAUCCGGAUCUGUAUAAGAGGAAGGGUUACCCCUGUACGACAAUUGAGCAAUCGAGACACAAUUCACUCUUUCUUGUGAUAAUUACCUCACAUCUCCAGAAAUGGCUCUUCAAAACAUCCUCAGCUUGUGUGAUUGUAGAGCUGAACAUAUAUUUAGCGACACAGUUUUAUUCUACGCAUCCCUACUAUUUUUCUGCUGCUUCAUCCGCAUCACAUGGUUAUCUGGCUUCAGUACUUCUCAAACAAACAAGUGGCUGUGUAUUCUUAUCUUUGACAUGGGCGUGCUCGGCGAGCGUGCCCUUCGCGAGGGCUUGCAGCCACACACAAAGGGAGCUAUGGCGGUUCUUUGGACUUGCGAGGCUGUAUUCAGCGGUUUCGUCUGGCUAUUCUCUCUGCUGGCCCCAGAGAGAUGACGCACUGCGGUUGCCAACCUUCUAGUUAGGGUGAAACAGAGAUCCUGCCCGCCAGCUUCCAUAGAAUCCUUGAAAUCCAUCAUCAAUUCCACAAGGAUCACGCUUUCUCCCCCAUCACCUUCUUCUAACCUUGUCUCCAAUA
Phialemonium atrogriseum is the source of this 564-nucleotide messenger RNA. RefSeq lists its product as uncharacterized. The transcript is spliced from 4 exons. The record is from RefSeq and is a predicted model, not a curated record. Lineage: Eukaryota; Fungi; Ascomycota; Sordariomycetes; Cephalothecales; Cephalothecaceae. Bases 111 to 422 code for a protein of 103 amino acids.